UUCACAUAACAAUCACAUACUUGCUACGUUUACUAAUGUGUCCGGGUCACAGCUGUUCAAUGAAUAUGUACACGGAAUCCGAUCCUUCACAAAAACUAAUACUAUUUACGUAUCCACAGAUCGACUUUCUCUAUUCCGUAUGUGUUCCUAUUCCUGUCAUGUUCUAGGUGAGUUGGUUUCAUUGACUUAUCUUGGCUGAAUCGGCUGUGAAGUAUCAAGAAAGCGGCAGAAGCACAAUGCUGUACAACACUUCUCGCAGUCGACUUUUCAAAGCCCACACAAAAGUAAUUCCACAAAUCGCUUACGAUUUCCUGAUAUUAUCAGGCUGGAAUCUUUGUUAAACUUCUGGAAUCACUAUUAGGGCUACUGAAGAGGUGUCAAAUCGAGUGCAGGAGAGUCCAGGUACUAGUUCAACGCAGCACAAAAUAUUCUUCAGUCUUCACAAAUGAACUUUCAAAAGGCUAUCACAAGGCCAAACCAAUAACUACGUCCUCCCGUGGGUAUUUCUUCUUGCUUCUACCUGCUAAAUUAUCUGAAUAACCACGAAAGUGCCUUCGAAGGCCACCAGGGCCAACCAAAAGGCUGAAAGAUGGAACAGCGGCAGGAUUAAGAAUAAAGGAUCUAGUUUAAGGUCACCCGGGGAUUUGUUUACAUCGGGAGUGCAAAUGGCCGGCGGCGGGAGGUAAGACAGGGAAGGACCUCUGGCGGCCAGCUAGGCAAGCCACACUGAAAGCAUCAUGACACGGAAACCGCUCUCUCCUCAUUAAUGAAGUGAAAGAAGUAUUUCUCCAAGAUGGACUAUCCCAAGGAAGUACAAGAAAAACUUGCUCAUUUGCGCUCAUAUGUCCCAUUUGUGGAGCGUAUGAUCUCCAAGCUACAAGUGCGCUCCCAGAUGGUAGGUGCGAGUCAUGGACAACUUGAGAGACUUCAUGGCUUGCACGGGUUUCUCACUAACCCAAUACCGAGAGUGCCAAGAAUGGAGAUGUUGGAGAAGAUGGAAGCUGUGAUACGUAGUAUGCAAGACAAAGUCCACAGAGCACAAGGGAAAUCAGCUGGAUCCAGUCCUGUUGCAGGAAACACACGUUUUCCUCAAGAAGCUGGUCAUCCACGAACAGGAAGUAGCUCAUCUGAUCCAAGAACAUCCAUCAAACAGUCUUUUGGGCCUAGCCGGAGCUUUUCAAAUGUAGGACAAGUGAACAGCCCACAAAGAACUCAUCAACAUUCACCAGUGGCUCGAUCAGGAUCAGCUGACUGGCAAAAUAAAAAGGACUCUGGUGGAAAAGGUGAAAAGCGAAGAGAAGGACAAAGUGAAAGGCCCAGAGAAAGAGGAUCAGAGCCAGUCAGAGAAGGAAGCUAUGAUAGAAAUAGACGAGAAAGUGAUCGUGGGGAUCCAAGACAUGGUGAGAGAAGUAGAGAUCGGGGAAGUGAUCGGAGUCGGGAGAGAGAGUAUGAGAGGAGUAGGUCGAGAGAGUAUGAACACAGACGAGAGAUGGACUCACACAGGUCUCGAGAAAUGGAGAGAGGUUCAGACCGGGAUGGUAGAUUAAGAAUUUCUAGUGAGAAAGAAUUUGAGAGAAGACAAGGAAGCUCUAAAGAUAGAGAAUAUGAAAGAGACAGGAAUAGAGAGUUUGGUAGAGUUAGCAGUUCUCAGGAAAGAAGCGAAUAUGGUAAAGAGAGAGAAUAUCGUCGCAGGAGUCAAGAUUGUAGCGGUGGUGACAAAGACAGGAGACAGAUAGAGGGACGGAGCAUUGGAGAACAAGAAAAGACACAAAGUGAAGGGAAAGUGUCUUCAAGAUGGAGCAGUCUUCUUGAUCUCCCCAUGCCACCCCCAACAAUUUCCCAAGAUACACCACAUUCUAGUGAUUCCAAGAACACCAGGCCUAUAAAUGAUGAAAAAUUCCAGAAUUCCAGGGAGAAGCUUCAGAGGUUAUUUGGUAUACAAGGAGAAUCCUCUGGAAGCAAAGAAAGGGAAGGAAAGCCAACAGCAUCAAAGUCUAGGGGAUGGCGAGAUGAAGUGAGGGCUAGGAAGGACAGUUUUCUUUCCCAGAGAUACACCCAGAGUUCUGGUGACAUUGACGAGCGAGUAGAUAUUCAUCCUCAGAGACACAAGUUGCCACCACCAAGGGAACCUCCUUGGGAAGCUUCUCACCGCAAUACAUCCAUGGCUUUCCCUAAGACUAAGACUCCUGAAUCAAGAGAUCACUCAGAACAGUGGAAAUCUGGAACUGUGAACAAAAACACUGAAAGUAAUCCUGCAAAAGGUGAGCACUUUGGGUCAGCAAGGGAUACACCUCUAUCACCUGAUCAGUCUCCAGUUCGCCAGUUUGACUCACUGGACACACCCAUGUCCCCUGAUGCAGAGGCAUCUUUCAGCCCAGUCAUACCUUCAGAGGAGUGCACACCAGUAAAAACCAUUCCUCUGGAAAAUGUCCAGCAGAAAGGAGUAGAUCUUGAAGCAAUAAAGAAAGCUUUGGCUCAAAUCCGGGCAAAUGAAAAGAAGUCUGAAGGCAGUCAAGGUCCAUCAUAUCGUUAUGAAGACUUUGUUGGCCCUGCUUCAAGUUCUAAGCCAGAUGAAGAUGAGCCAUAUGAUCCAGAGGAGGUAUGGAAUAAUCAAGCACAAAGAGCAUCUGUAGCAGAUAAAUCUGGGCAUCCCAUAAUAUCUAAUUCUGGAGAUACUGAUUUGCGCUCAGUACCAAAGGAUUUGACCUCCCUACCUCAGAAUUAUCAAGGUAAAGUACAGCCCGGAAAAGUUGGAUUUCCAGGUUCUGUAGCAUUUGCUAAAGAGGAAACUCACAGUCCUGGAUCUUCUAGAAGUGCACUUCCACCAAACAAGUCUCCUCAGAGGCAGACAAGUAUUGAUAGCCCAAGAACUAGUGUGCCGUCAGGUCUUCCUGACCAUCCUGUAACACCAGGAUCUGGAUGGUUUCAGAGUGGAUCAGCUUCAGUUCCAAGAUCAAAUAGUUCAAGUGAUACUGAUAUGAGAGUCCAUCCUUCCAGAGGAACAUUACCAAGGCACAUAGCAUCACCACAAGAAUCGUCAUCACCCAUAUCACAGCCAUCUCCAUUUCAGUCUCCUCGCCCAGCUCAUCCUCCCCCUGCUUCUGUAAUUGCUCAGAGAUCUACAAAUAGACCACCUGAGGACCUGCCUGAUAAAGAUGCACGUAGCUACAUGGGGAGUAGGUUUGACAGUGUUCGUUCAAGAAUUGCCCACACUAGUAGUGAACUCAUCAAGCCAGGUCAACAAGGUGUUGCUGCUAGCCAGAUGGAAAAGUAUAAGAUUAAGAAACAAACAGUAUCAGAAAUAAAAUCAGCAUCAUCAUCUUUAAAACUAGACGUGGGGAAUAAAAGUAAGGAUUCUGUAUCAGUGCUUGACCUCUUACUUCCAGAGGCAAAUGAAACUAAAGCAGAAGAAAAUCCAUCAAACCGGGAUCCUCAUCAACUCAGUCAACUCCCAAGGGAUCCAAGAUUAAAACCACCCGAUGUGCCAGAAAGUGACACUUUGAGUGGUACAGUACAUGCUAGAGAUCCCAGAUUACCAGUUAGUGCAGGGCCUUCACGAGAUCCUCGCCAUCAGACCAAUCGUGAUCCAAGAAAAGAUGGUGGUAAGUUCCCUGCUGGUUUACAUAGAGAAGAUCUGCCUAGACAUUUUGGAACUCCUGGCUCCAUAAAUAGAGAUCCAAGACAAGACUUGGGGAAAGUCACCCAUGGAACAACCCCAAUUAGAGACCCAAGGCAUGAACGUCUCCCACUAAGAGGAGUCAGAGACAUCAGGCAAGAAACAGGAGGAUUUCCUUCCAUGGCAGGCAGUCAACCCAGAGACCCAAGAAUGGUUUCAAGAGGGGACAGACCUACUUCUGUUUGGCCACAGCACCAGCAACCCCCAGUUCCAGCAACAAGUUAUGGGAUGCAGGCACCUCCUGUUAUUGCUGAUAACCCUCCUUCUCAGUCUGCUAGUGGACCUUUGAUUGGGCAAACUUUUACUUGCCUAAUGAUGAGAGGACUGCCUUCAUUCACAAAUUCAAAUCACAUAUAUAUCUUUUUUCAAGAAUACAUUUUACGUGAUAUUUCAAUAGAAUUGGACAAUCACCUCAAGUGCAAGGGUACCGCUUAUGUUCACUUUCCGAGCCAUCAGAGUGCUCGUGAAGCUUUAGAACUCAUGAAUGGACACUUUUUACAAGGUUCUCCAAUAACACUUAGAAUAUGUACUGUGGGUAUACUACGUCAAGCCAAAAAUGCAUAUGAAAAUUUAAAUAGAGAAAGAGAAGCUCGUCUUGGCAUUCCAGAGCGCCCUAGAGGAAAUGGCAAUCCAUUUUUCAAACCUCGAUCUAAAGAGCCUCGCUGUAAGUCACCAGUCCCAGUACCCAAAUCUAGUACUGGUAUGUCUGAAAAAGCCAGUGAUGUGCCAGAGUCAGAAGGUAAUAAGAACCAAGGACCAGGGGAAGGAAGUGAUGUUGGAAGCACUAGUCAGUACUCUGAAUUGUGUGGAAUUAAAGUUCCACCAAAAUCAACAACUGGUUUUAAGAUUCCAAAGAUACGAAAGGAUGAACCUAAGCAGAAAGAUAUCAGUAAGGAAGAAGGUACAAACAAAUCACAAAAUCAGGGAAAGGCAACCAAAAGUAAUGCUGUAAAAGUAUCAUCAAAAGACUCUUCAGAGUCAGAAGAUGAAGUACAGAAUAUAAAGGCAGCAAACACAAAGACCAGGAAAUUUAAAAAGAUAGUGAUUCUAUCAGACUCAGAGUCAGACAGUGAUGACAUUAAGAGAUCUGGAAACAAAGGGAAGAAGAAAUCUGCAGUCAGCACAAAGACUGAAAACAAGAACAGGAAAGAAGCCAGUGCUGCUUAUGAUGGUGGUGAAAAGGAUGAUGAUGGGGGUGAUGAGGAUGAUGAGGAUGAGGAUGAGGAUGAUGAUGAUGAUAAUGAUAAUGAUAAUGAUGAUGAUGAAGGCUUUAUGGUAAUAGAUGAAACCAUCUUAUCAGAUAAUGACGAAUCAGAAGUAAGUUCUCAAAUGUCUGAAGAGCCAUCGGAUAUAAGUUCAAGCUCUAAAGACAGGAAAAAGGUUAAAACAAAAACUAAAAAGACCAGUGGAAAACAAAAACUACGAAGGAAAUCAGGUUCUUAUAAAGGUAGAAAGAAAUUGCAAACUAAUUCUGCAUCAGGAAAGAAGGGACGUGGAAAGAAAAAUGCAGAUAAGUACUUGCAUGACAAUUCAUAUAAACCAGAUUUGUCAUUAAACUCUUCAGUUGGACUAAAACUAACCAGACAUACUCAGGGAGAGUUAGAAGAGUUGAUACCUGAAGAGAAAAAACUCAAAGUGUUAAUUCCAGUUCCUCUUAAGAUUGUAAAAACAAUAUGUGAGGAUGAGAAGUUUAAAAAGAAGGGUGGAAGACAAAAGGUUGCUGAAAAAGUGGUACAACCUAAUGACAGUCCAAAAACAUCAGUAGUAAUGAUCUUGAAAGAAAUUCCAGAACCUUUACCAGUAGACGUAGUUGUGAAAUCAGAUUCUCAAGUGAAACCUGUAGAUAACUUAAUUUUGCCUGUUGAUGGUUAUUGGGAAUAUACUGCAAGGUAUGGCCCAGUUGGGGAGAUGUUUUUACCUGAGAAUACACACCUUAUGGUUGCUUUGAAAAAAGAGGUAUCUGUUGGUACACCAACUUCAAGAAAAGGUAAGAAGAGGCAAAUCUUAUAUUCAACUUCCACAAAUCCAUCAAAGAAACCAAGAUGGGACAUUUCUUCAAGCCUGUUUAGAGACCAGAAAAGUGACACCGCAAGCAUGGACAGGAUUGAAGGUAUACAUGGAACUUCUAAAGAAGAUACCAGUGAAUCUUGCAGUGGUGCAGAGAAGCGAAGUCUCCCCGUGUCUUACAAAGGAAAUGACAAUAAAAGAUUGUGCUUGGAUAAACAAAAUGCUAAGAGUGAAGGAACCUCACAUUAUGAUCUCUUUGAUGAUGAUCCUGACCUCAUGCAGAUCACUCCAACUCUCCUUGAUGUUGAUGAAACCAUAACUAGUGCACUGCCAAAUGCUUCUGCCCUAGCAAGUGUACUAAGUCCUCCUCAUGUAAGUCAUGCAGUGACAGAAAACUUAAACCACAAAGAGGGGACUGAUGGCAUAUGGACAUCAGGUAAACAUCCAUCUGGGGAUGAAAAACUGCCAUUUGAUGUAACAAAACAGUCACAUUCUGGAAAUGUCAUAGAAGAUGACAUAGUAUUAGAGGAGAUGAUAAGUAUUGCCAUGAAAACUGCUGAUGCAGAAGAUAAAUUGGGUACUGAAAAUAAAAAUCAACAAAUGAGUUUUGCAGACACAGGUGAUGUCAAAGUAAAAGACAAAUUAAAGGAAAGUGUUUCAAGUUGUGAGUCAAAUCAGUCCAGUGUUAAAAAUGUAAAAAAGGGUUCUGAAGUAAAUGAAGAUCACAAAAGAGAUUAUUCUGAAAAUAAAGCCACCAAUAUUAAAAAAGAUCAAGAAGAGCAAGUAGAAAGUAGCACUUCAGAUAAUCCUAAGCAGGCAGAAGCAAUUAACACUCGAAGUGAAGUGUUAAAGGAAUUACAUGUUCAGACAAAAACAGAUAAUUCUGAUAAUGUUUUGAAAACAGACGGUGAUUGUGAGAUUGUCUCUGCUAAGAAAACUUCAGAAGAUGCUAAAGCAGUUAAUGAAGAACUUUCUUGGAAGACAAAAUCAUCUGAGGAAUUCUUCAAAAUCAAGUCAGAAGAAGCUACACAAGGUGAGACUAGAAAAGAAGAGGAAUCAUUAGAACUCUCCAAAAAGCAUGAGUCAGAUGCUGGCACCAAGUUGGAUAAAGACAGUGGUAGUGGCACUGGCAUUCAUGAAGAUACUGAUGAUGAUGUAGCAAGUGUUGGGAGAGUGAGUACCAGCAGCUUUGUUGAUGAUGCCUCUGUUGUCUCCAGUGAAGGCCAUGAUGUCAAGACUCCUGAAUCUCAGCCACCUAAAAGAGGGAGAAAGGGCAAAAAUUUGACAGUUUUGCCACCGGUGGAAUGUCGUAGAGUUACUCGGGGUUCAGUAGUGGAACCUCUGACAGCUGAACACGUUGAGUGGGACGACGGUGGCAUUGUGGACUUGUUUCAGUGUGAUCAGUGCGACUAUUUUGGUCGUCAUAUUGCCCACCAUCUUGUAAAUUUUCAUACUGAUAGAGAAUUACCUUGUGAGUUCAAAAAGGAAGACUUCCCACCUGUCAUUAAAGACUAUGUAGGACCACCACAAGAAGGCAUCAAAGAAAUUGUAGCCCUAGAUUUGAGCUGGAUUCCUAAUGCUAUGAAUUUUGAUGAAAAUAUUACUUGUAAAGAAUGUGAUUAUUGUUCUAGAAACAGAUUUGAUUUGAUUUAUCAUUACAUAGAGCAUUUUCCUAAGGCAGGAGUUUGCAGUGUGUAUCAUUGCCGACUUUGUAAUUACAUGUCUGAGAAGAAGGAGAACUUUUACAAUCAUGUCUCAAGUCACACAGGAGAGUACCGCUUCAGGUGUGAGCUGUGUGGUCAUAAGACAUACAAGAGGGAGCUCCUUGAGUCUCACCACAAGGAAAGUCACUUGACUCAGCAAGAAAAUUUCUCUGAGGCUCCAAUGAUAGAAGAGGAUGACUGGUUGUAUAUAUAUGUCUGCAAAAUUUGUAUGUUUGUAAGAAUCAGUUUACAAGAAGCAGAGAAUCAUGUUCAACAAAAGCAUGGUGGAAAGGCAGAUAUCCAUAAAGCCAACAUGAGGAGGCCCAUUGUUUUGCAUUCUGAAUUGAGAAAAUCAGGAAAUGAGUCAGACAGUACUCCUCUGUCACGACCAAAAUAUAAAAAGAAAUGCAAGAAGAAGAAAGGUAAGAAGCUCCCAGAUCUUGAUGUUUUUCUUGGAGAAGAGGAAGAACAUGGGGAUGAGAUUGAAGAGGAAGCAAAACAGUUAGUUGAUAGGAUAUCUUUUAAUAUUCACACAAGUAUGUCAGUACAAGAAGCAAAUAAACGGAUGUCAUUACUGAAUUCCAUAAGUAAGAAGUUAGAUGAAGAAACUGAAGAGGAAAGCAUGGAAUAUGACCCCAAGGUUGGAAGUCAAGCUGGAGAGGAGUCAUCUAUUGCUGUUUCAUCUCAAGCAUCACCAGUUGAGAGCAAGCCAUCCACUGUCAGUGAAAAAACCAGCAAGGAUAAAGGUUCAGAAGAAAAAACAAAAAAUGAAACCAGCAAGGAUAGUGAUAAAGAAGAAAAAACAAAAGAUGAGACAUCUAUCAUAAGUGGAGGAAAAAUCAUCAAUGAUAAUGCUAGAAGAUUGAAAGAAACAGAUAGCAUUUCCUUAGAAAGUGAUACUGAAUCUACCAUUAGUGCUGUUGAACCAGAAUCUUUUGAAGAUGAAGUUGUUAUCUCAGGGAAAGGUUCUCUCCAGGAUACAAUUAAGAGGCUCUCUGAGAAAUUAGAUUUGAGUGCCAAGGAACAAAAAACCUCACAUCAAGAAGAGGAAGCCAAUAGGACUAAGGAGCAGAAAGAAAAGCAGCCAGUUGGCCAGUGUACAAACUCUGUUAGUGCACAUGACAAUGACAGUGAUUCGGAUACAUUAGUUAUUUGUGAGGAUGCUGAUUCAGACAAAGAAGGAGAGACAUUCACAGACUUGCCACAAUCAGAAGAGAGUUCAAAACAACCAGCAACCAUUGUAGAACCAUCCAAGAUAUCACUGCAAGAUUCCAUACAAUCCAUAUUGCGAGAAGCAUCUACAAAAGGCCAAAGUGGAUUUCCUGUUCCGAAGUUAAGAAUCCUCCCAGCUCAUCGACUCAUUGACCCACAGUUCUCUCCUAAGGUACAAAAUCCAAAGGAUCAGUCACAACAACAACCAUCCCAAUCCCCAGUGAAACUGAUACAGAAAAGUGGUUUCAUCAACAUGUUUAAAUGUUGUGUAGAUGGCUGCAAUUAUAGUAGCAGAAACAAUGUGGACCUGAUUCAACAUAUCAUUCGUCACCAUGGACCAUAUAAGUGUAUUGCUUCCGGCUGUCGAUUUGUUACGAAAUCUAAGGAGUUAUAUGAAAUGCAUCAUCAAACAUUACAUUCAAAGCUAAAUUUCAUGGUUUGUGCAUUUCACUGUAGUAAGGUAUUUAAGGACUUCAAGGAGUAUAUUGACCACCUGACAGAGUGCCACUCAAAACAGUUCCAGGAUGAGGAUCAGUCAGAAGAAGAAUCUGAAAGCCCAGGCUUCUUGAAAAUUGAAAGUGUGAGCACCUUAGAUCCUGCAGCAGCCUCCCAAAUGUUUGGUGAUGAGUAUGCAAGUAUUUCAUCAAGUUCCACCCAAGGCCAGUCACCAACAAAGUCGGGUAUAAGCAACUAUCAAAAAAUAGCACCAAAGCCACCAAUAUUACCUGUUCCUGUUUCAUCUGGCAACAAUUUAAUCACCACUGCUAUAAGCCCUGGGUCAUCGGAAAGAAUCAUCACAGCCAUGAGUCCAUUGCACAUCAAGCUAUCCCCAAGCCGUUCAUUGAUUGGCGUUAUACCCAUUUCCACCAACCCAUCAGAAACUACAGCAGUUGUUUCAUAUUCUUCCAACUCAUCAACCAAAAGUCAGCAAAGUGAGGAAGCUACUACCAUUUCCUCAUCUAUGUUAGAGAAGGGUGGUCAGCCAGUUUGUGUGACCAUUGAUGAGGAGGAGAGCCAGGAACAGAAGACAUCACCACUACCACCAGGAAUUGCCUCGCUACCCAAGACUCCGCCAACAGUUCCAAUUCAGUUCAUGUUCCAAUUAUAUCAAACAGCAGAUGUUUUCAAGACAUUAAUAACAAAACUUGCUCCUGAAGUAUUCAAAUGCAUGUACAAUGGUUGUAUUUUUGCUGAAGAUGAUCCUGACACAUUUACAAAUCAUAUCAGAGAACAUGGAUGUGAAUACAGAUGCUGCUACUGCCUGGUAUUGAUGGCAACUCCUGAGUAUUUAGUGCAGCAUGUUAUCAGAGAACACAGUCACUGUCAGUUCCAGUGCAGAUAUUGCCUUUACCGAGCCUUCACCAAGAUUUACAUGGGAGUGCAUCUGAAAAACUUUCAUCCGAAUGAAGAACCUCGUUAUAUAAAGGUUGAGAUAAUUCAGCCUAAUCCUCCUGCAAACCCACCAAUUGACCAGUUUGUGAGGCCUUACAGGUGCACUUACCAAGACUGCCAGUACAGAACUGUGGAUGCUGAAGCUUUCAAGAGUCAUGUCAAUAAUCAUGGACCCUUUGUCAUCCUAAGCUGUGACUUCUGCCACAAGCAUCUUCAUGUCAUUCCUCUUAUUGAUCACAUGCGUGAACAUCAGAUGAACGAGUAUCAGUGCCCCUAUUGCUUGCAUGGGGAUGCUGAAAAAGAGAGGCUCCUUAGUCACCUUCUGAACUGCCACUCUGGACGUCCAGGAAAAGUACUUUUACGUAAGCAGAUCACUUCAACUAUCAACAGUACUGCUGCUCCUUGUACUGACAUCUCAUCAUCCCAGCCAGAGCCACCUCCUCCACCUCCUGUUGCCAUGACUCAGAGUGACUCAAAUUCUGAAGUUACAAAUAAUGAGGCUUCUGAAACAGUGGGCAGAUCCAAAGAGGAAGAAGCCAAAUCUAUUCCACAGUCAUCUGUUAAGGAAAUGCAGAAGAUUCGAAAGAGAUCAUCAAGGAGCUCCAGUUCUGAGGCAGAUGGCACUAAAGGAAAUGAAGAUGGCAGCAUCUCAAAUCUGAGUACUACAGGGGAUGAGAGUUUCCUUCAGGCAGCAGAGAAGACAGGUCUUAGUGGUCAUGCUCUUUACCAUUGUGGAAAUGAUGGCUGUGAGUACUCAAGCUUAUCACAAAUCCAACUCAGGGAACACCUACAGGUUUGCGAUCUGGCUCAAGAUUCAACCGUUCUCAGGUGUUACCAUUGUGGAAAGCAGUGCCGUCACCUGAGCACCCUGCUAGAUCACCUUCGAGUACAUGGGCCAAAACGCUACUGGUGUGGAGUAACAGGAUGUGACUAUCGAGCCACUAUGGUUCAUUACUUUAAGAACCACAUGAAGCAGAUUCACCGAUGUUCAGGAUUUAAACAACUCCUGAAGGACUCAAAGAACAAAGAUCCUGAGAACCAAGAAUAUGUGGUGUACCCCAAAGAUGCCAUCCCAGCUGCAAGAGAAGGACAUAGAAAGAGGAAGAAUGAAUAUUCGAUAGAAGAUAUUCACCGUAUUCCACGCGCUCAUGUUUCAUACCAAGAGCUGAAGUGUUAUCAUUGCACAUUUGUAUCGAAAGUUCGUUUGAAUUUAAUCAAGCACAUCAAGCUUCAUGAGAAGUUUCCUGAUGGAAUUCCACAGAGGCUAAACAUUGCAAGUGGAUCAUCUUGUUCAAUACCAUAUAAGCAGCCUAUUAAUCCUGUGCCUUGCCUGGAACGAAAGGAGCUCAUGUUUGAUAAGAUGAUGAACUUAGCAGGCAGCAGUUUUGAAACAAAAAAGAAAAAGGAAGACAGUGACUUGAGAGCAAAGAAUCCAAUACCACCAGAUGAGUAUCAGCGACUUCCUAAACAUGUCCCAGAAGAAAGACUGUAUACAUGUGGGAUUGAAGGAUGUAACUAUUUGUCGUGUGAUGACAUGAUGUUGAAGUAUCACAUUCGGACACUUCAUGCAGAUGCCACCACCUUUCCUUGUCCCCAUUGUAUCAAUCUGUCUAUCACUGUGGAAAAGAUGAGUUCUCACUUCAAACUUCAUGGAGAAAGACUGUACAGGUGUGGUAUGGAAUCUGUUGGGAAUAUCCCUCAACCAGUGCUUCAGGAAGCACAGUGGCAGUGUGGACUGUGCAAGUUUAAUUCUGUGACACAGCAAGAGAUGCUCAACCAUACAAGCUUAAAACAUUCUAUCAGGAGUCAGUUCAAAUGUGGAUAUUGCAGUGUCAGAUCUUCAGUCAGAUCAAGUUUUGAUGCUCAUUUUGCUGCCAAGCAUCCAACUCAACAGUUUCGGGUACUUUGUAUGUAUUAUCGGUUAGACUCAGAAGAUAUUGAGCCUCUAAAUCAUGGAGAUGCACAGCACAUGCACGAGCCACUCUGGAAGCGCAAUGAUCCUGAACGUAUCCGCCAUAUUCGGGGAAUCUUAAUUGAUGAUGACCCAGAAACUAAAAAGAAUUUGUUCAAACAAAUGGGCACAGGGAAACCUGACAAAGGGGAGUUUGUUUGCCCAAAGUGUGGAUCAUUCAGAACCAGUUGUGUGUCCACCUUCCGCUCUCACCUGUGCCGGGAAGCAUCCUAUGACAGGUAUCAGUGUGUAGAGUGUGGGCUAAAUAAUUCCCUCUUGCCCAGUCUGCAACGCCAUUACACCAAGAUGCAUCAUGCACCAUUUACCUCAGAGUGUUACCUUGAACUACCUGUUGAAGAGGAAAAGGAAGGCUGGGUCGAACAGGUCAUUAACCAUCAGAAGAACCUUAUAAAGAAAUGGCAAGAGAAAGGUGAUACUGAUCCGUCAUUUGAAUCUCCAUCCCAAACUGGACAAUAUCAGAUGCCCCAGGGAAAAUCAGCCGUUUCGUCGCGGCGGUCUUCAAAUGCCAGCUCCCAUUCCUUGUCGAGUGAAACAACCCAGGAGCAAGGUGGAAUUGUUCUACAUGACUCUGGCAGUGAGCGUGGUCGUUUCAUCUGUGAUACAUGUGGGUCCGAGUGUCGCUCAGCUGCUGGACUCAAAAGCCAUACAACAGCCAUGCAUCAAGCCAGAUUCAAAUGCCAUUACUGUCCAUUUGCAAGCAACAGUGAAGAUGCAGUGAAGCAACACAGUAUUGCCAAACAUCCUAAGUUACAGAGUGAAGUGUUGGAUGUAUCGCAACGAAUCAAAGUUCAGAGAGGAGAUAGUGUCUCUGACGAAAACAAAACACAAGAAAAAAGUAGAGAGAAUCAAAAGCAGGAAAGCAUUGCUUCACCAGCUGUGGAAAGUUCUCUCACUACAACUUUAGAAUCAAGUGCUUUGAAUCUCCAGUGCUUUGAAGAUGUAAAUGAAGAAACAUGUGAAGGAGAGGUUGCUUUAGAAAUAGAUCCUUUAGAAGACUCACAAUCUUCAGUGGUAAAGACUUAUAGUUGUAAGUUUUGUCCAUUUACUACAACUACUCCUUCAGGUUUGAAUCAUCACAAGCGCACAAAGCACAAAGAGACACGUUUGUUCAUGUGUAUGUACUGCAAAGGACGAUUUAACAGCCAUGUAGAUGCCUUACGUCAUCAUAAGUGGAAACAUUUAUUACAAAAACCAAACAUUGUUCACACAUUGUAUAGCAAAGCAGAAGAAGGUCAUAUGAAAGAACAAACUGAUUUCAGUUACUCUGAAGGCAGUGAAGUAAUAUUACCCUCAAAGGGUAAAUCAGGAGCAAAGUUAGCAUUAGACACUAAACCUGGUAAAUCGAAAGCCAAGAAAUCUUUUACAAAGUCAUCAUUCAUCCCUAGUGAAUUAUCAAAGAAUGUGCAAAUGUCCACACCUGGUAAUGCAGGCUCUGAGACCACUUACACUUGUUGUCAUUGUAAUCAACAGUCAACCAAAUUUGGUAUGGAGGAACAUAUGAAGAAACAACAUAGGGAUCUUCCUUACCAAGUGAGAAGAGAAGAAAAAGACAGAGUUUUCACAGAAGUUCACAUAUACAAAUGCAUACAUUGUGUUAUUGAAAGUAUAUCACUUGCACAGGCUAUGGAUCACUGGAUUCAAAACCAUCCCCUGUUAGAUUUUAAAUUUGAUUUGGUAUUAAGACACUCUGGAGAAGUCUCUAACCAAGUUGUCACCAGCACGACUCUAGACAAAGAUUUAUCUCAAGAAGCAACAGACAGUGAGAAGAAUGUUUGUACAAGUGACAUUGAUGCUGAGGAAGAUGCCGGUGUUACAUCAUCUAUCGCCUCAUGCUCUGACAUCACAAGUAGCUCAGAAAGCUCGAAAGUAGUACCAUCAAGACAAAGAGAAGGCCUAAAGGAUACAUCAACAAGGAGAAGUUUAGAUACCGAAGAAGAGGAGAUAAUGGAGGUCUCUGAAUUAAUUGCAAAGGAAUCUGAAGGGCAGCCAGAUGCAGGUGAAACUGAAGACAUGAUCUACAAAUGUGGAUUAUGUAAAAAGAGUAGUGACAAACUUCAAGAACUGAAGGCCCAUGUGAACAAGAUACAUCCAGAGAGGGAUGUAAAGAUCAAGAAACUACCUCGUGGGGUGUUUGAGCAGCUGUAUCGUGCUGAGUACAAGUGUGGUUACUGCAAUGAAAAAGGGCGUCAUAAACCCAUAACAAGGCAUCACAAGACAGCUCAUCCUGGUCUUCCCAUGAAGGUUUCACGCCUACCUCAGCCUCCACGGGAGAAUGUCUAUUUCCGAUGUGAUGUUUGUGGCCAUGUUGUUAAGAACCUACAGUCAGUGCGCCACCACAUCCGUCGUCACCAUCCUGACUCAAAUGAGUUUACCUUUUCCAAAUUAACAUUGGGAUCUCCCAUGCGACCUCCUGUCAAGCAGCCAUACAAGUGCAAUUAUUGUGGUGAUGUUGGUGAAACUCUGGAAGAAAUGCACACUCAUCAUGCAUUCUUGCACUCCCACCUUGAAUGCAGUAUUACAAAUCUAAUGGAUGAGGCCUUGUCAUCUUUGCAUAGCCCAUCCACCAGUCACUCAGUUGCAGAGACUAGAAUUUCUUCUUCUGUUGCAUCGUCUGUAAGUAAUAAGAACAGUCCUAGUGUAUCAAGUGGAUUAAGUGAAGUGAGUAAACUAACCCAAAGUGUACCAGAAGAAACAUUACCUAGUAGAAUUACAGUUGAUGCUGGUCCUAGGGUUUCAAUGUGUAAGAAUACUGCAAGAAAGUCAAUGCCAAGUUUUCCUAAACGUGCUGUGGCCAUGAAGUCCACUUCAAAGCCACAGAUAAUUGCAGAAAGUUAUGAAAAUGCAGAGCUAAGUGUAUACCAAGUAACACAACCUCCUCUGGAACUAGAAAAUGUGUAUGCCUAUGUAAACCUUGGUACAGAUGUUCCAAUGAGACUAACUGUACAACAACUUGGAAAGCUGAUUAAUUUAGAGCCACAAGUUGUAGUGACUGAUGUCUUAAACAAAGAAAAUUGCUAGUGGAAAUUAUAUGUUUGCAGCUAAGUAUUUGUACUUACAAUAUGUUAGUCAAUGAACUGGACUGUGCUCUAAAUCAUGCUAUAGAAUGAGCAUAAUGCCAUAAAUAUGUAUCUUCAUGUACAGUUACAAGUAACCAAAUAUAUGUUUAAGAUUUGGGUGGGAUUUUGUAAUGUAUGAUAAUAUUUUAGUAAAUGGUGUACAACCAUGUUAUUGAUACAAAACAAGUUCUGCCUUGUAUGAAUAUUGAAAUUUUGUACGCUAGAAAUCUCAUUUCACAGAAUUCACUGUAAAUAUUAGAGAUUAAAUAUUUUCAUCAUUUACAUUUGUGUCCAUUGAGGAGAUUAAGAACUGGUGCUGAAACAAUAAGAUGUAUGUUAGUUUUUGGUAGUUUUACUAUUUUUAUUUUAUUUUUUUAAACUCUAAGUUCUCUUAUGUAAUGCCGGUAAGAGCAUUCCUAAAAUGUACAUCCCUGUUUUGUUUCAGCUAAUCAGAAUAACAGUUAAUCAAUAAACCACACACAUAAGAAAACAAAGUGCAGUUAUCAAAAGUACUAUGAUUUUUAAGUGUUAUUUUCAGCUUAAUUGUCUCACUUCUUCAAACUAGUUUCUAUGCACCUAAAUAUCUAGAAAUUCAUGUACUGGAUUCGUAUUUUCGUAACACACAAUACACAUGCAUAAGUGUUAUUUCCUGAUAGUAUAUAAGUCUUGGCAUGUAAAUAAAUGAAGAAGAAUGACUAGGUUUGCUCACUGCUGACCUGUGCCAUCAGCACACAAUGUAUUGGAUUCUGAGUGAAGCAAAAAAAAUAAAAAAGAAAGGGUUUUUUUGCUUUGACUGUUUAUAUUUAUUAAUUUGCAUAUUGGCAUGAAAUGAUAAGAAAAUAAAGGGACUGGAUCAACCUUGAGCAAACAAUAUAUCAAAUAAUAAAUAAAAAAAAGUAUCAUUAAAUUAAGGAAAUCCACUGUCUAAUAGAACUGGUACAUUGAAGGAGUUUUGCUUUAAUCUUUGAGUUAUGAGUAUAACAGGCCUUGAUUCAAAUAACUGUGAUCCUUUGUGCUAAAUUAAUCAACACAACACCUCAAAAUGUUAUAGAAAAUAAAUAGAAAAAGUUAUAUAUAUAUAUAUAUAUAUAUAUAUAUAUAUAUAUAUAUAUAUAUAUAUAUAUAUAUAUAUAUAUAUACCACAAAUAUUAGACUGGCCAUGUAAUCAAAUGCAUAUGCAAAUUCAUUGUGUUCCUAAACUCUUCAAAAAUCCAAUAAAGAUCAGAAUUGAAAGAACAGAACAUUACAGUUAUUGAAUAGCACUAAUCAUAAAAUUAUAUAUUUGUCACCACUUGGCUGGUUAUGAUAAAUUUACAAAACAUGAGUUUAAAGAAGGUGCCUUUCUGCUAUCACUGAGAUGCCACGAACCACAUAGACAUUUAAUUAUCUUUCAUAUUUGAAAUGUUAAUCCUCCAAAUUUUAUUAAAAAUAUGUAAUAAGAAAUCCAAGCAAAAGUCCUUCCCAAAGCUAUAACAUUGAAUUGACUGAAGAAAUAAACUCUCUCUCUCUCUCUCUCUCUCUCUCUCUCUCUCUCUCUCUCUCUCUCUCUCUCUCUCUCUCUCUCUCUCUCUCUCUCUCUCUCUCUCUCUCUCUCUCUCUCUCUCACACACACACACACACACACACACACACACACACACACACAAAACUUUUCACAACUCACACAGUAUGAUUAUUUUCUACCAUUCCAUUAGCAAUUUGGUUACUAAAGACUGAAGCAGCACUGGCUUCUUGUGAUGUUACAAUUUGCUUAUGCCCUGCAUACGUACUGUUUUGUCAGACAGGGGAUGCUUUAUUCUCUAAUUUAUAUGGUUAUUAAUUUUAAAAGCAAACCUUCAAUUAAGUAUUGGUUUGAAUGUUAAUGUACAAACAAUUUUUAGGUAUUUAAUAAUGGAGAUGUACAUUUAGAGUAUUACAGUUCCUAGUUAGGUUUGUUAUGUGUAAUUUUUAGAUUGCUGCCCUAUAUUUGAUCAUGAUUUAUAUGAGAUAUCUGAGUAUUCAUAUACUUUGCAUUCCAUUUUAGUUAGUUUGUAAGUGUUUGAUGGGUUGAUUUUUGACCACAUUUAUGCUGCUACCCAGGAGUCCGUGAUCGAUUAGGUUCUCUGAGCAGCUGUUGUGAACAUUUUGAUAAUUUGUACUUUUCUUUGAUUUCUUUUUAAAUUCUGGAAUCCAAUAAAUUAUAAAACUAG
Messenger RNA from Portunus trituberculatus (swimming crab), 17207 nucleotides. RefSeq lists its product as uncharacterized. The coding region runs from base 794 to 14980 and encodes 4728 amino acids. The record is from RefSeq and is a predicted model, not a curated record. Lineage: Eukaryota; Metazoa; Arthropoda; Malacostraca; Decapoda; Portunidae. Gene Ontology annotation, molecular function: RNA polymerase II transcription regulatory region sequence-specific DNA binding; RNA binding; DNA-binding transcription factor activity, RNA polymerase II-specific. Gene Ontology annotation, biological process: regulation of transcription by RNA polymerase II. Gene Ontology annotation, cellular component: nucleus. The transcript is spliced from 26 exons.